Messenger RNA from Penicillium soppii, 891 nucleotides. RefSeq lists its product as uncharacterized. Gene Ontology annotation, cellular component: membrane. The record is from RefSeq and is a predicted model, not a curated record. The transcript is spliced from 2 exons. Lineage: Eukaryota; Fungi; Ascomycota; Eurotiomycetes; Eurotiales; Aspergillaceae. The coding region runs from base 1 to 891 and encodes 296 amino acids.
AUGGCUGUUGUCACUCCUGAUCACGUCGCUAUUGCGGAGUUGAUUAUAUAUAUCCCCACCGCUCUGCUCACCAUCUGGGUCGUAUUACGCCAUGGCUUUCACAAACAAUUGGGGUGGAUCUACCUUUCAAUCUUUAGUGCCAUUCGAGUUGGUGGAGCCGUUAUGGAAAUCCUCAGCACCAAGAACCCAAACAAUGCAAAUGAUAAGGAAUGGGCUCUCAUCCUACAAUCUGUUGGACUUUCUCCUCUUCUUCUCUCAACGUUGGGUCUAUUGAAGCGAGUUAUCGGGAUUUACAACAAACGAGCAACCGCAACCUCUCGCCGUUCUAAGAUCGUCCAACUCCUGCACGUCCCUGCCUUGAUUGCCCUGAUUCUCGCUAUUAGCGGUGGAAGCGACCAGGCAUCUUCCAACACCUCUGACCAAGCCAGUGGCAAGACCGAGACCCGCGCUGCUAUUAUUCUCUACCUUCUCAUCUACCUUGCAGCCUGCACCCUCUGGACCAUCACAGUUCGUGAUGCCAGCCUCAUGGUCUCGAGCCAAAAGCGCAUCUUCUACUGUGUGCUUCUCGCUCUGCCUCUCAUUGCAGUAAGACUGCUUUACAGUCUGAUCAGCGACUUUGGCAACAACCCUCAAUUCUCCUUGAUCAAUGGCGACACUAAGAUUCAACUGGUGAUGGCCACUCUUGAGGAGUUUGCUAUUGUCCUUAUGUAUACAAUCUUGGGAAUAGUUACCCCCAGAUCUUUCCAGAAUGCUGCCCCGGUUGAGACCCAGGAGCAAGACGGUUACUAUGCGCCCGGUGAUGUUGAGUACGGUCAUCGCCAAGCUAGUCAGCCUGUAUAUGCUCAGGCAGCAGCUCAAGAAGCUUACAAUGCUCACUAUUCGCGGAAGUAA